UUUUAAAUGGUUAGCAGAAUUUUAGUAGGUUGCUUGAUUUGCGUUUUUCUUGGAUAUUCGGUUUGUUAAUUGUGUCGCUGUUGUUAUCUUCAAACGAUAGCGUUGAGCUCUAGGAAAAGUGUGUUUGAUCGCAGAAAAGGCUUCGUCUUUUGUCUUGCAACAGGCUUAUAAGGAAUGGCAAAGAGCACAUUCAAGGAAGAGCAUGACCUAGAGAAAAGAAGUGCAGAGGCUGCUCGGAUUAGAGAGAAAUAUCCAGAUAGGAUUCCGGUGAUUGUUGAGAAGGGGGAGAAGAGUGAUAUACCAACCAUCGACAAGAAAAAAUACCUAGUCCCAGCUGAUCUGACAGUGGGGCAAUUCGUGUAUGUCAUUCGCAAAAGAAUCAAACUGAGUGCUGAAAAGGCUAUCUUUAUCUUUGUGGACAAUGUUCUUCCUCCAACUGGUGCACUAAUGUCUGCUGUGUACGAAGAGAAAAAGGAUGACGAUGGCUUUCUCUAUGUCACUUACAGCGGAGAGAACACAUUUGGAUCUCCAUAGAGAUCUCUUGCUGGAUAUUUCGUUUCUAUUUUACCUAUUUCGCCUGAGUAUUUCAUAUCUUAUUAUUAGUUAUCUAUGCACUACUUUCUCUAAGAACUUUAAGAUGGCCGUUAAUGUGUACAGAGAACAUAAAAAUAAUGUAGUAUAUAUAAUCUCAAAACCUACUUUGUCACGA
Brassica oleracea var. oleracea is the source of this 709-nucleotide messenger RNA. Its product is annotated as autophagy-related protein 8f-like. The coding region runs from base 175 to 534 and encodes 119 amino acids. The transcript has 6 exons. NCBI's taxonomy places the organism in Eukaryota, Viridiplantae, Streptophyta, Magnoliopsida, Brassicales, Brassicaceae. The record is from RefSeq and is a predicted model, not a curated record. Gene Ontology annotation, biological process: cellular response to nitrogen starvation.